This is a messenger RNA of Bacidia gigantensis, 2610 nucleotides long. RefSeq lists its product as uncharacterized. Gene Ontology annotation, molecular function: protein binding. Lineage: Eukaryota; Fungi; Ascomycota; Lecanoromycetes; Lecanorales; Ramalinaceae. The transcript is spliced from 3 exons. The record is from RefSeq and is a predicted model, not a curated record. Bases 1 to 2610 code for a protein of 869 amino acids.
AUGGCUGAAGCACUUGCCGUCAUUGGCUUGGUUGCUAAUAUAACUCAAUUCAUCGACCUUGGGACCAAGAUUGCCCGAAGAAUGGACGAGAUGAGGCUCAAUAAUGACGAAGCUCCCCGGGUCUUUCGGACGAUCCGUGGCCAAGUUCCUCUCCUUGUUGACACCCUGCAACGCUUGAAAGAACGUAGUGAGAAGGGUGAUCUCAGCCUGGAGACAGAGAAGGCUUUGAUGCCUGUCAUUGAUGGCUGCCUCUCCGAGUUAGACUCUGUUGACAAACUGAUCGAGAAAAUUGUGCCAGUGGCGGGAGACUCGUCGUGGCGGCGAAAUUUCAAGGCUUUGUCCAGUGUGGCGACGGAGAAGAAGGUGCAAAAUAUCAUCAGUUCUCUUCGCGACUACAUACAAAACCUUACUCUCUACCAAACAGUCCAAACCGCCAACUCUCAAAUGGCGUCAUUUAGAGAAAAUACUAAAAGUGAUCCGAUCUUUAUGGUGCCGUUCGAGAGGGACUCGAAAUACGUAGAUCGUUCCGACAUCACGGCACAACUUGACGCCAAAUUAAGAUCCAAUCGUCGCGCUGGACUUGCCGGUCUCGGUGGUGUUGGAUACCGCGAACGCGAUCCUGAGGCUCAUAUUUUCUGGAUUCACGCCAGCGAAGCGGCUAGAGUCGAUCAAUCUUAUAAACACAUUGCCAAAAAGCUCAACUUACCUGGUUGGGACGACCUGAGCCUGAAUACCUUCGAGCUUGUUAGCGAAUGGCUCAAUACACAUGGUCGAUGGUUGCUUGUUUUGGACAAUGCUGACGAUCUUGAUCUCUUCUUCGGACCACCCGCGUUCUCUGACCAGCACAAGCAAAUGCAUCAGUAUCUCCCUCGUUGUGAGGAAAGUAGCACUAUCAUCACCUCACGAGAUACAAAGGUGGCUUACCGACUUUCUGACCGAGAAGACCCUAUAGUCGUCGAAAACAUGACAGUGGAAGACGCUGAAACACUCCUAAGGUCAAGAUUAUCUCAAGACAAUCUCCACCCAAGAUAUGCCAAUGACCUUAGACAGCUUCUUGAUAUCUUAGACCGCAUGCCUUUAGCAGUCACCCAAGCAGCAGCAUUUGUCACUGAAAACAACAUCGAGGUCUCGGAGUACAUAGACAUCCUUCGGGUCAACCAAGCGGAGGUCGAAGAUCUCCUAUGCGAAGAUCUAGGAGACCACAGGCGAUAUUCAGAAGCUCCGAGCUCAGUGCUGGAGACUUUAAAGCCGUCAUUCGAUCAAAUAGUCAAGCAGAAGCCGCUUGCUGCUGAAUUACUGUCAUUCAUAGCAUUCCUCGAUCGCAAUAGCAUUCCAAAAAGCUUGCUCAAGCGUGAAGGCGUUCGGACCCUUGACUUUGUCUCAGCACUUGGAACGCUACAGAAUUUCUCCCUCAUCAGCACUCGCCGAGGCGGCAAAAGUAUCGACGUGCACCGAUUGGUGCAAAUAUCGAUCCAAAGAUGGUUGCGUGGGGAACGAGAAACAUGGCAGAACGAGACUGUUCGAGCGUUGUCAGAACGCUUGCCAGUUGGAUCUUAUGAAAAUUGGGACGAAUGCGAGGUCUUGUCACCUCACGCCCAGACUGUACUUUCAUAUAGUAUUGAGGGCGAAGAAGCAGCGUUACGGCGAGCCAAGAUUCUGCACAAUCUUGCAACGCUUGAUGAGCAACAAAGCCGUUACGGCUCCGCCGAGAAAAGACUGAGGGAGGCUGUUAAUGUGCGUAAAGCUGUACUUGGAAUCGCAAACAGCGAUACGAUACGGAGCAUGAGCUCUUUGGGCGAAGUCCUUUUUCGCGAAGCUCAGUAUACUGAGGCUGCUUCAGUGUUGGGGAUCGCGAUAGAAGAAAGCUCAAAGCUUUUUGGUCCCGAGGCAGAAGAGACACUAUACAACGUAGCUUUGAAAGCUGAGGUAGUGCAAGGAUUAGGAGACUUUUCUGAUUCUGAAGAGCUUUUCCGGCGAUCACUGCAGGGUGAAGGAAAAUCUCUAAAGGAUGCCGAUGCAAUGAGGAUAGCAGACAAUUUUGGUGCAGUGCUUCGAGACCAGAAGAAGUACGAGGAAUCAGAGUACUGGAUCAAAAAGGGUCUUUUGGGCCGCGAGCGAAUUUUCGGAGAGACCCAUCCGUCCACGCUGAGGAGCGUCAAUCAUUACGCAUUGAUUCUCCAGCUAUUAGGUCGACUUGACGAAUCAGAGACAAUGGCACAAAGAGCGAUUUCCGGAUCUGAGAUUCUUAUGGGCCGCGACCAUCAUCAGACGCUGAUGAGCGUUCAUACGUACGGGGAUCUUUUGCGGGUCAUGGGUCGCUAUGAGGAAGCCAAAGAACAAUUUCGGCGAGCUUUGGAGGGCUUCACCAAAGUGCUGGGUCCGCAGAACCGCGCUACGAUGAGAAUCUUGCAUUCACUAGGCCUGAUUGAGGAAAUUCAAGGGAACUUGAUCAACGCGGAGAGCCUUUUACGACAAGCUGCCGAAGGAGAGACGACAAUCCUGGGGCCGACACAUGCAUUCACGGUGGAGAGUAUGCACGAUCUCAAGAGGGUUUCGACGAUGAUUCAGCUCCAGCAACACAACUUGACUAGCCCGUCGCCUGCCUCAUGA